This is a messenger RNA of Hemiscyllium ocellatum (epaulette shark), 2911 nucleotides long. Its product is annotated as calpain-2 catalytic subunit-like. NCBI's taxonomy places the organism in Eukaryota, Metazoa, Chordata, Chondrichthyes, Orectolobiformes, Hemiscylliidae. Gene Ontology annotation, cellular component: cytoplasm. Gene Ontology annotation, molecular function: calcium-dependent cysteine-type endopeptidase activity; calcium ion binding. The transcript is spliced from 21 exons. Gene Ontology annotation, biological process: proteolysis. The record is from RefSeq and is a predicted model, not a curated record. Bases 149 to 2251 code for a protein of 700 amino acids.
GUGUGACACAUAGACACGAACACCCACCCACACACACACACUCUGCAGAGUUCGCUCCAUCCAGUCAAGGCGCGACUCCGCCGCUGCUUUUCCACCAGUUUCUGUCCCCAGCCGCUGAAAAGCGUGAAGCCUCCGCUAGGUUCUCAUUAUGUCAGGGAUGGCAAGUCGGAUCCAGAAGCUGCGAGGGCAAGCGGGAGGGAUCGGUUCCCAUGUCCAGCCCGUGAAAUUUCUCAACCAGGACUUUGAAGCACUGCGGCAGCAAUGCUUGGAAACUGGGACUCUGUACUGUGACGAGAGCUUCCCCGCCUGCCCUUCGGCUCUGGGCUACAAUGAAUUGGGACCGGGUUCAUACAAAACCAGAGACGUCGAGUGGAAACGCCCCACGGAUCUGUGUGCAGACCCCAAGUUUAUUAUUGGAGCGGCAUCCCGCACAGAUAUCUGCCAGGGGGCACUGGGUGACUGCUGGCUUCUGGCUGCCAUUGCCUCGCUGACCCUGAAUCAUGAGGUUCUUUGCAAGGUUGUUCCCAGUGGACAAGAAUUUGACUCUGAUUAUGCUGGAAUCUUCCAUUUCCAGUUCUGGCAGUAUGGCGAAUGGGUGGAUGUGGUGAUUGAUGACAGGUUGCCCACAAAAGAUGAUCAGCUGAUAUUUGUGCACUCAGCUUCUGGCAAUGAGUUUUGGAGUGCCCUGCUGGAGAAAGCCUACUCAAAGUUAAAUGGUUCAUAUGAAGCACUCUCUGGAGGAGCCACCACUGAAGGGUUUGAAGAUUUUACAGGAGGAAUUUCAGAGUGGUACGAAUUAGACAAAGCACCAAGCAACCUCUUUAAAAUCAUUCGAAAGGCACUAAGAUGCGGCUCACUCCUCGGCUGUUCAAUUAAUAUCACCAGUGCAGCAGAGACUGAAGCAAUUACUUCCCAACAGUUGGUCAAGGGCCAUGCUUAUUCUGUUACUGGAGCAGAAACAGUGAAUUAUCAAGGUGAUGAAGAGCAGCUGAUCCGGAUCAGGAACCCUUGGGGUCAAACGGAAUGGACUGGAAGCUGGAGUGACGAUGCAUGUGAGUGGGAUUGCAUCCCUGGUGAAGAAAGAGAUCGGCUACAUGAUGAAUCAGAAGAUGGAGAAUUCUGGAUGUCAUUUACUGACUUUCUCCGAAAUUUCUCCCGAGUGGAAAUAUGCAACCUUACUCCUGACACUCUUAGCAGUGACACAGUUCACAAAUGGAGCAUGACGACAUUUAAUGGGAGUUGGAGGGCUGGAUCUACUGCAGGAGGAUGUCGAAAUUACCCAAGAACAUUUUGGACAAAUCCUCAGUUUAAAAUCCAGCUGGAUGAAGCAGAUGAUGAUCCUACAGAUGACGAUGAUAAAUGUAGCUUUCUGGUUGGUGUGAUUCAAAAGAAUCGUAGAAGGCAAAGAAAAAUGGGUGAAGACAUGCAUACCAUAGGCUUCGCUAUCUAUGAGGUCCCUGACGAGUAUAAAGAUCAAACUAAUAUUCAGCUGAGGAGAGAUUUUUUCAUGACGCAUGCAGCCAGCGCAAGAUCAGAAACCUUCAUCAAUCUGCGAGAAGUCAUGAACCGUCUUGCUCUUGAACCUGGACAGUAUUUCAUUGUACCAUCCACUUUUGAGCCACAUAAGAAUGGAGAUUUUGCAAUUCGUGUGUUUACAGAGAAACAAACUGAUCUACAAGUCAUAGAUGUUGAGGUUGAUGCAAAACUGGAAGAUGAGGAGGUUGAUGAAGACGACAUUAGCGAGAGCUUUGAGACUUUGUUUGGAUAUUUAGCAGGACAGGAUGCAGAAAUUUCUUGCUUUGAGCUACAAAGAAUACUGAACAGAAUUGUGUCUAACCGGGAUGACAUUCAAAGUGAUGGUUUUAGUUUGGAAACUUGUCGAAAUGUAAUUAGUCUAUUCGAUAAGGAUGGAUCUGGAAAAAUUGGACUAGUGGAAUUCAAAGCAUUUUGGAACAAAUUACAGAAGUUUCUGAAAAUCUUCAAGAAGAUGGAUGUUGAUUGCUCUGGUACCAUGAGUUCACAUGAAAUGAGAAUGGCACUUGAAGAAGCAGGUUUCACUCUGAAUAAUACAUUGACUCAGAUCCUUGUUGCCCGUUAUGCAAGUAUUGAUCUUCUCAUUGACUUUGAUAACUUUGUUGGCUCUUUGAUCCGUCUGGAAACCAUGUUCAGAAUAUUUAAGCAAUUAGAGCUGGAUGAUGAGGGAUAUGCUGAACUGGAUCUAUUUCAGUGGUUGCACUUGGUACUAAACUAAAGUUCAGCUGCAAGAACUCAGACUUCAGCCAAUCAACAGGCACUUGCCACAGACAUGCCUAAACUGUAAUGGAAAAAUGGGAAAUGCUUAGUUUGAUGGGCAUCAUGAGGGAAUAUGUUUGUUUGCUUUUUUUAAAAAUACAUUGCCAUUGUGUGCUUUAUUCAACAUUUUGGGUGGCAAUGAAUUAACCAAUCAGAACUCAUGCUCCUGAAGGAUAUUUUAAUCUUUGUAUAACGCAAUGUUUGGAUGGCGGAGAAUGUGUUUUUCAUUACAAUUAUUGAUCUGUUCUAUUUAUCUGCUAAAACCUAAAGCAUUUAAACUUCAAACUGCUUCUUUUAAAAAUGGAUUUGUAGAUGCAGACAUGAGGUCAAAGCUGAGAUCUGCAGCUGAGGAGAAUCAGGAUUAAAAUUUUGGGGACAUCGUGUUUUAAAUGCAAAUGUAAUAUUCAAACUAGUGAACAUGCAACAGAUGUCUGACUGCUGUCCUUUGUCAUUAAUUAGGUACUGAAAGAAUGGCACUUAUAAUUGCUAUCGUUUAUCUUAAAAUUAUAAUGGUAUGGAUAUUAGUGGUUUUUGUAGAGCUGUAUGCUUAAUAUAAUCAGAAAUAUCAAAUUACUUUUGACAAAAGCUAUCUGGAAAUUAAAUACGAGUAUAUGGGCAA